AUGAGCUUCGGCUCAGAGCACUACCUGUGCACCUCCUCCUCCUACCGCAAGGUGUUCGGGGACGGCUCCCGCUUGUCCGCGCGCCUCUCCGGGGCCGGCGGCGCAGGCUUCCGCUCGCAGUCGCUGUCCCGUUGCAAUGUGUCCUCCUCGGCCGCCUGCUCCUCGGCCUCCUCGCUCGGCCUGGGUCUGGCCUACCGCCGGCCAACAGCGUCCGACGGGCUGGACCUGAGUCAGGCGGCAGCGCGCACCAACGAGUACAAGAUCAUCCGUACCAACGAGAAGGAGCAGCUGCAGGGCCUCAACGACCGCUUCGCCGUGUUCAUCGAAAAGGUGCACCAGCUGGAGACCCAGAACCGUGCGCUCGAGGCCGAGCUGGCGGCGCUGCGGCAGCGCCACGCCGAGCCGUCGCGCGUCGGCGAGCUCUUCCAGCGCGAGCUGCGCGAACUGCGCGCGCAGCUGGAGGAGGCAAGCUCAGCGCGCGCGCAGGCCUUGCUGGAGCGCGACGGGCUGGCCGAGGAGGUGCAACGGUUGCGGGCGCGCUGCGAAGAAGAGAGCCGCGGGCGCGAAGGCGCCGAGCGCGCCCUGAAGGCGCAGCAGCGCGACGUGGACGGCGCCACGCUGGCCCGCCUGGACCUGGAGAAGAAGGUGGAGUCGCUGCUGGACGAGCUGGCCUUCGUGCGCCAGGUGCAUGACGAGGAAGUGGCCGAGCUACUGGCCACGUUGCAGGCGUCGUCGCAGGCCGCGGCCGAGGUGGACGUGGCUGUGGCUAAGCCAGACCUGAGCUCGGCACUGAGGGAGAUCCGUGCCCAGUAUGAGUCCCUGGCCGCCAAGAACCUGCAGUCCGCCGAGGAAUGGUACAAGUCCAAGUUUGCCAACCUUAACGAGCAGGCGGCGCGCAGCACUGAGGCCAUCCGGGCCAGCCGCGAGGAGAUCCACGAGUACCGUCGCCAGUUGCAGGCACGCACCAUCGAGAUUGAGGGGCUGCGCGGGGCCAAUGAGUCCUUGGAGAGGCAGAUCCUGGAACAAGAAGAACGGCACAGCGCUGAGGUGGCCGGCUACCAGGAUAGCAUUGGGCAGCUGGAGAAUGAUCUGAGGAACACCAAGAGUGAGAUGGCUCGCCACCUUCGGGAAUACCAGGACUUGCUCAAUGUCAAAAUGGCUCUCGACAUUGAGAUAGCAGCGUACAGGAAGCUGCUGGAAGGAGAAGAGACCCGUUUUAGCACCGGUGCAUUAACCAUUUCAGGGCUGAAUCCACUUCCUAAUCCAAGUUAUCUGCUCCCACCUAGAAUCCUCAGUUCUACAGCCUCCAAAGGCUCAUCCACUGGGCUGUCACUUAAGAAAGAGGAAGAGGAAGAGGAGGCUUCUAAGGUAGCCUCUAAGAAAACCUCUCAGAUAGGAGAAAGUUUUGAAGAAAUACUGGAGGAGACAGUAAUAACUACUAAGAAAACCGAGAAAUCAAAUAUAGAAGAAAGCACCAUUUCAAGCCAAAAAAUAUAAUUCAGUUACUUAAAAAAAAAAAAAAAGUUAAUCCUUAAGAGGGAAUAAUAUGCAUUUGACUCGUUAAACAGCCUAAUCUUGAACCAAAACACCUGUCACCACUAGAAAAUGCCUUCAAGGCUUCAGUCUCAUACUUAGUGUUGAAUACUGUCUCUAAUCAGAAAAUCACCCCUUAGAUCGGAGCCAACUGCAAUCCUGGAACAGUCACAGAAGAAUGGUCUAAGAAUACAGCCUUCUCACCUACAGCUCAGGCUUCACAGCAGUAGAUGAUUCAGGUGCAGAGGAAGUACAAACUAAGGUGCUAAAUCUGUGAUCACUAUUAUUUGCUGUGAAUAGAAAUUAAAACCUGCAUUCACCCACUCUACCCAGCCAU
This is a messenger RNA of Orycteropus afer afer, 1870 nucleotides long. RefSeq names its product internexin neuronal intermediate filament protein alpha (gene INA). The record is from RefSeq and is a predicted model, not a curated record. Gene Ontology annotation, biological process: intermediate filament organization. Gene Ontology annotation, molecular function: structural constituent of postsynaptic intermediate filament cytoskeleton. NCBI's taxonomy places the organism in Eukaryota, Metazoa, Chordata, Mammalia, Tubulidentata, Orycteropodidae. Gene Ontology annotation, cellular component: postsynaptic intermediate filament cytoskeleton; cytoplasm; intermediate filament.